Parasteatoda tepidariorum (common house spider) is the source of this 3068-nucleotide messenger RNA. RefSeq lists its product as uncharacterized. Gene Ontology annotation, biological process: regulation of DNA-templated transcription. NCBI's taxonomy places the organism in Eukaryota, Metazoa, Arthropoda, Arachnida, Araneae, Theridiidae. The record is from RefSeq and is a predicted model, not a curated record. Gene Ontology annotation, molecular function: DNA binding; DNA-binding transcription factor activity, RNA polymerase II-specific.
GCUGCUGGCGUCUAGAGAGAGGAAGCGACGAGAGGCAGCCAUUGGUUCCCUCGUCAUCACGUGACGCAACCGAAAUGGUCAGAUUUCGUUAUCAAUCGAGGAAAAUGCGCCCCGAAAUGCUCGUGGAAGGAGAGUUGUACGUCUGUGCUAGGCUUGGAGGAAAACCCACUCUAGGCCACACUGUCACCAGGUAACGCGGUGGUGCCACAACCGUGGGGCGCCCGCGGGUCGACUCCACGUGCAAAACCCAGGAACAUAAGAGAAGCAAAAAUACACAUUUUUUUUCUUUUGUGCUUAGGAUGGAAGGUAGUACAGCCAUGGAGAGCGGUUUUAUCAACAGUCAACCGUCCAUGGCUGAGUUCAUGACAUCCCUGCCUCAUAUCAAUGAAACAUUUCAUCGUGGCGGAGGAUCAUCAAUCAACGGCGGAGGGGCAACGGCCCCCGCACCGCCGCCGCAAUCGCUUUGCCCCCCGACACAACAGCAACAGUCGGGCGGUGGGGCGGCCGCUGAAUCACCAGGAGCUGAGAAGCACGCGGUAUCAACACAACCUACAGCCGGUGGACCUAACGGCUACUCCGGCGUAUCCGUACCGGAAUACCCGUGGAUGAAAGAAAAGAAAACAACGAGAAAACAGCAACAAGAGACAACUGAUAAUGGGAUGCCACGGCGUCUACGCACAGCCUAUACCAACACCCAACUACUUGAACUGGAAAAAGAAUUCCACUUCAACAAGUACCUCUGCCGACCACGAAGGAUCGAGAUCGCUGCCUCUUUAGAUCUCACAGAACGCCAAGUCAAAGUAUGGUUCCAGAAUCGGCGGAUGAAACACAAGCGCCAGACCCUGGUGCCCAAAGGUGAAGACGACAAGGAUGGCAACGAUCGAAGCCUCGACAGUGGCAGUGAUAUCGCCACUGGUGGUGACAGCAAUGAACCUGAUCUGGAUAGCGAUCAUGGAAUGCCCUCCAGAACCCCUGAACAUUCGAGUGCGUCGAAGGAUGUUCUAAAUCUAGACAGCGACGCUGGUGAGUCGUGCUGUGCACCAUCACCAGCAAAAUCAGACGCCGUGCAACAAGACAGCACCGAACAAUCUUUGGUGUCUUUAAAAUCUCCAUCUGUCCAUGUUCCAACUUUGUUAUCGCCCUCCACGCUUAGCUUGGAAAGGCGGUCCACCCCUAAUAAGUGCGAUGUUAGCAGCUUACCUACGGAAGAAGGCAGGCUAACUGUAAAUACUAUCAAUAAUAUAUCCAUAAAUCAUAGUACUGUAUGUGAUAGCGCUUCUCUACAGACUACAGCUUCCAGAGUACUUUGUAGUUUCAAUAGCAAUAAUGCGGAGAAUGCAUCUAAAUUAAAUGUGCAAUGCAAUAUCGAAUCAAGGGUGCUUUCAAAUCCUAUUGUUUGUGCUACAACUACACCUGUAUUACAUACAAAACCUUCGAGUGUUCCUUAUUCUACUUUGUCUCAAGAAAAUCGUUCCAACAAUCAAGUAACGCCCUCUUCUGUUAACCAAAGGCCUAGGGUUUACCCUGGGCCCUAUCCUCCAGAUCCGGGCAUCGGAGUUUACACUCCUCAAAGACCACCUGCAACAUCACCACCAAAUGGACCAACAUUUUGCAGCAGACCCCCUAUACCGAACCACCAAUCACAGCAAAACCAACAGCCCAUUGACAGAUCUUCCUACAACAGCCAUUUACAGCAACAAUCUUUCAAAGCACAGCAUCCAAGCAACAGUAUGCCUUACUAUCCAACAUCCGGACAGACAAACAUGCAACAAUCACCGAACGCAUCUCAUCUUCCUAACUCAUGCAACACACAUCCAACGGACAUUUACAGCACUCAGCAACGUGCAACAACACAAUUGCAAGAUCCGUCUGUAAUGCAGCAGCAGCAUUAUCAACAGCGAAACUCCAUUCCACAGCACCACCAAAACAGUUACGGUUAUAGCGCAGAUCAAAGUAAUCACUAUCCUGUAACUGAAUAUGGCCACACCAGAAGAUACGAGAACUACCAUCCUCAGUCACAGGGAAUGGGCAUGAACAGUGAUUACAUGAAUGGACCCGCAAUAAACAAUCAAAUCGUCAAUAAUGGCAAUGGUUACUGUUAUAAUAAUUCUUACCAAACUGAAGGUUAUAGUGAGAAUAAUGUCAUGAUGGCGCAACAGGCUGACGUUCAUGGCAUGUUUUAUGACAUGAACAGUGCAAACACAGAUGACACUAGUAGCACUUACUUCUCCCCCCAGCCUCCAAAGACAAAUAUGUCUCAGGAUUCCGGUUAUUACGAACUCCAGAACUCUGUUCAGGAAGGGGCAACCAUUCCAGACUUUGUCGAGACGCAAGACCGUUAUAACAACCAUACAGACGAUUUUAAUUAUAAUUGUUUUAGCGAAUCUGACUGUUAUUCAUCAAGUGCAACUUGUGGUACUAACGAUUUCAAUUUUUUAAAUAUAGCAAAUGACUACAGCAAUCCUGAAUAUUAUCAAUUAAGCUGAUAAAAAUAUAUUGAAAAUUCCAUAUAUAAGCUGUAUUUAGAUAUCGUUUAUUAAAAUUUUGUUGAUACAUUAAGUGAGCGAAGAAAACUAAAAGAAAAAUUCUAUUUUUUAAAUCGUGGCUCCCCAGCAACAUAUAGAACGUUAAGGAAAAAUGUUUGGAUUUCUAUUUUCGCAUUUAAUGCUAUUUCUUAAAGUUCUUUCUUCAGGUUUAAUAACACUUCUCAGUGAGUACUAAACAUCGUCUGUUUGUAAUUUUCGAAUUCGUAACAGUUACUCAUAGCUGUUAGGUUUUGUCCAUCUCUAAUUAGCACCCUUUAUGCUGAUUACAAAAAUGGCUUUUUUUUCUUCUUUUUUUUUAUAGUUAAAAGUGUCUCAUAUUUAAUCCUUUAGCAGUUGUUAAGUUACUCUAGUACUGCACUAAAUAGUGCAUAAAAAUGCGCACAAAUAUUAUUCAUUGUUUGCAAUUUUUAUUCAUCUAUGAACUGAAAUAUCCAUUAUUUAGAUUCAUAACAAUAUACAAAAAAAAUUUUAAUUGUUCGUUGCUUUUAAUUUUUCAUUUAUCUUAAAAAUGCCAAAAAAAAA